Molecule: messenger RNA, 1620 nt
Organism: Bacidia gigantensis
Lineage: Eukaryota; Fungi; Ascomycota; Lecanoromycetes; Lecanorales; Ramalinaceae
Exons: 2
Coding region: 1-1620 (539 amino acids)
Biological process (GO): retrograde transport, endosome to Golgi
Cellular component (GO): Golgi membrane; Ric1-Rgp1 guanyl-nucleotide exchange factor complex
Source: RefSeq, a predicted model, not a curated record
AUGGAUCAGUCAGAACAGUCAAGCUCAAUCACAAAAAUACUCUCCCCCGGUUCAGUAAGUGGUACACCGCGAAGCAGCGGAGAAUUCUACAACAUGAGCAACAAUUCCACGGAAACUCUGGCUUCUGAGUACGUAAGUCCGGAGACGUCUCAGAUGCUCAAGCCACCAGUACACUCUCGUCAAACAUCAUCUUUAGGCCCAAUGAGAAUACCUAAAGCUGAGAAGCUCAUGAUGGGCUACGUUCAGAUCACAGGAUCGUUCACCCUUGAUGGCUCGCUUGUAAACCAAAGCCCUUUCGAAGAGGUGAAGCGGAAGGCAAUCGUAGGCGGACAAGGGGGCGGCGGCUUGGUACGUACGCAGUCGAAAAAGCGCGACAGUGGUAUCCUGAGCUCCAUGGGUUGGUGGAGCCUUGGAGAAACCUUCGGAGGUCUUUUAGGUGAUAAUGGAAUGAGUAGCAUAAAAGACGCUAAGAAGACAACAAGCACCAAGUCUAUUCCAAUUUUGUCUGCACCACAAUCUAUUCUAUUCGUGGAUCUUCAAUUGGGUCCGGGCGAGAGUAAAAGCUACGAAUUCAGUCAUCCUUUACCCCGAGGUAUCCCACCCUCUCACAGAGGGAAAGCCAUAAAGACGAUCUACAACAUUGUCAUCGGAACUCAGCGUACCUCUACAGCUGCUCAGCAUAACAAAGUACAGCGGGUAGAAGUGCCUUUCAGAAUUCUGUCAUCAAUAAAUGGUGCUGGCGAUGUUCUUGGCCAUGAUCUCAUGACUCCACAUGUUUUGCUUUCGAACAGUGCUACUGUAAUUAGUCUUGGUAACUCUCAAGCAAAUGUUAAAUCUGCCAAUGGGUCCUUGUCAAAAGCGCCCACCGAUUCAAAUGAUUUUAUGUCCUACAUCGACAAGCUUUUGGAACACUCAGACCGAGAUGACGGUGCAGGGCUUCAAUCUCCCACGGAAGACGAGACAAAGACUCUUGUAUCUUUGCGGUCUCUACCUACUAGCAUGAAGGAGUCUAUCGACUUUGCCAUCCUCAAUAACAACUCCGGCCCGUCUGCGAAACGUAAUGUCAAUCGAUUUGAAAUUACACGGAGUGGGCAGAAAGUCGCCGUCAUUAUGCUUUCGCGGCCAGCCUACAGGUUAGGAGAGACAAUACCAGUGGUCAUAGACUUUCAACAUGCGGACAUUGCCUGCUACACGCUACGUGCUACCUUAGAAACAUCAGAGACGGUAGACCCAACCAUAGCCCUGCGGUCGAAAGCAAGUAUCCAGAGGUACACUCGACGCAUUCAUGCCUCCCACCACGAGUCCACGAUCUCGUCUCAGAGGGUUGUAUUCAAUCCAAUGAUCCCGACAACCGCCACACCCGAAUUCAUCACUACAGGGGUGAAUCUUGAAUGGUGCCUUCGCUUUGAAUUUGUCACGGAAAGAUCAGAUACCCUCGACAAUCUGGGCCAAGAUACUAACGAAUUGAUGGAGGAAGUAGCUCGAGACGAACGCGGCACCGUGAAGGCUGCUGUGCAAGGUCUGUACUGCGAGUCUUUUGAUGUUGCGGUGCCGUUGCGCGUGUACGGUGCAACGGCGGCGCUCGAUGAGAAAAGUGAUGCAGGGCCGUUUGCCAUAUGA